UUUUGUUGUCACUUGCAAAUAUUUCUCGAAUUGUGGAGCCAUGAUCCCUGUGUGUGCUUUGUAGAAAAAUAACUUUGAAAAUUGUCGUUUUUUGCAGUGGAAAUAGACCCAAGUCAAGUCUUCCUUUGUGAACAUCAUCAGCUUCUUCUUCUUCUUCUUCUUGUCCUUUUUUUUUUUUUGGGAUAAAACAAAGCAAAAUGAAAAGACAGUAGUUUGAGAGUCAAUUACAGAGGCUCUAGGGAAGCUAGCUAGUCCCUCUACAAUCAUCAUUAACAAAAGAUCCUAUCUGGGGAGGGCAAGAAUUUAUAAGUGAAAACAUAUAGACAAAAUAUUUCCAACCAUCUUUGCAAGCUCCUCCGCACAUCGGUUCGAUCAGCAUCCUGCGGUCAAAGAUGAGAGGUUCAAGAAAGUGAGGAUCAAGAGAGCAGUUGUCUUUGUCUAACAAAGCAAUGGCAGCAAGUGAAUCAGGUUCCCCAUGGAGAUGAUCAAGUGCAAGCUGGAGUCCAUUACAUCACGAAUGCUGCUCCACAAUUCAGCCACCAUAUUUAGCUGAGAUGCCCAGGUCUCUCACUGGAACAUCAUCAGCUUGUUUUGUUUUCACUGGAACAGAACAAUGUAUUAUUGAUGUAAUGUACUGAGCAACCCAUUUGUCCUAGGUGAAGGCGGCGUGACAUCGCUCUUGACUCUUCGAAAAGGAUUUUGUUUCCAUUUGGUACUAUUCGAUGAAUCAUCGACAAGAACAUCCAUCGUCCCCGAAAGGGAUGUCCCAUUUGGCCCACUACCUCAUUAUCGGGAUCGAAGGCCGACAAAGUUUGCCUGUUUUUAGAUCCGGACUCAAUCGAUUUGCCAAUCACCACAACGCAGUUAUUUAGCAAGACCUUAACCACCGCGGAAAAAAAAAACAGAGAUAAAUGAAUCAAGAAAACAACUUGUAUAAUUCAACGGACCAAAAAAAAAAACUAUUCAUAGGAGUUUGGCUUCAUGAAAGUGAAGUAUGAUUGUGUGUGUGAGGAAGCCACUGUAGUUUUCUUUGGAUCAGGAACUAGUCAAGUCAAAGAGCCCUAACAUUUCGUUAUUGGAAAACACAUACCAUCAUGGAUUACUAAAAAAAACUAGUAUUUCACUUGAUUGAAAAUCUGAUAAUUCAUGAAAAAAAAAUUUGAAGCCAUAGUUCUCUGAUUACUGACAAGAAACUCUAACGCAAAAAUGGCUGAUGAAAAUGGGUUUCACAUUGCUAUGUUUCCAUGGUUUGCCACUGGACACAUGACUCCUUUCCUCCACCUCUCCAAUAAACUUGCUGAAAAGGGCCACAGAAUCUCAUUCUUGUUGCCAAACAAGGCUAAACAUCAACUUGAGCACUUCAAUCUUCAUCCUAGUCUCAUCACAUUCUAUACACUAACUGUUCCUCAUGUUGAAGGCCUUCCUCCUGGAACCGAGACAGCUUCUGAUGUUCCCAUUUUCCUCACAAGUCUACUGGCAACUGCCAUGGACAACAUGCGCGAUCGUGUCAAAGACUUGCUGCAAAAAUUGAAGCCCUCCAUCGUCUUCUAUGAUAUGGCACAUUGGAUACCUGAAUUGGCUUCAGAAAUUGGUUUCAAAACUGUGAAUUACAAUGUUGUAUCUGCUGCAUCAAUUGCCAUUGCGUUAGUUCCGUCGCGUAAACCUGUUGAAGACAGGACAAUUACAGGAGCUGAGCUGAUGGAACCGCCACAAGGUUACCCUUCAUCUACAGUUUUAUUGCGCAGGCACGAAGCUCAGGGAUUGUCAUUUAUAUUUCUUGAAUUUGGAAAGGACAUAACUUUCUAUGACAGGAUCACAAUUGCCAUGAAACGAAGCCAUGCGAUCUCUAUCAGAACUUGUAGAGAAUUGGAAGGAUCUUUGUGCGAUUAUAUAGCAAGAGAGUAUCACAAGCCAGUAUUUCUAACAGGGCCUGUUUUGCCCGAGUCUGAGAAGGAAGAUUUACAAGAAAAAUGGGCUAAUUGGCUGAAGGGAUUUGAGCCAGGCACGGUUGUGUUCUGUGCAUUUGGAAGCCAAGUGGUCUUGGAAAAGCAGCAAUUUCAAGAACUUGUUCUGGGAUUUGAGUUAACUGGUUUGCCAUUCUUGAUAGCUUUAAAACCACCAUUUGGGACCACAUCUGUCGAAGAGGCUCUUCCUGAAGGAUUUGAAGAGAGGAUAAGAGGCAGGGGCAUUGUUUAUGGAGGUUGGGUGCAACAGCCGGCUAUCUUGAGCCAUCCAUCAGUGGGAUGCUUUGUGAAUCAUUGUGGGUUUGGAUCAAUGUGGGAGUCUUUGAUGAGCGAUUGCCAGAUUGUGCUUGUACCACACCUGGCUGACCAAAUCUUGAACACUAGGUUGUUAGCUGAAGAGUUGAAGGUUGCAGUUGAGGUAGAGAGGGAUAACAAAAGCACAUGGUUUUCUAGGGAGAGUCUGUGCAGGGCAAUCAAGUCUGCUAUGGAUAGAGACAGUGAAGUUGGUGGCCUAAUUAGGGAGAAUCAUGCAAAGUGGAAGGAAGUCCUUGCAAGUCCAAGCUUUAUGGGAGAUUAUAUUGAAAAGUUCAUACAAGAUUUACAAGACCUAUGAUUAAUGAUGGAAAACAAUUGUGCCCUCUACCAAGUAAUUAAAGCGGAAGAAACACAGAGAGGGUAGUUGAAAUGGUACUAUCCUGGAAGUAUCCUCUCUUUAAAGCUGAUUGUUCUUUAUUCUCUUACAAAUUAGACAUCGUAAAUUCAAAGCAUGUUAGCAGGGUUUCUCGAAUCGAAACCAACUGCUAUUUGGUUGUGCUGUAUUGACAGUAA
Coffea arabica (coffee) is the source of this 2792-nucleotide messenger RNA. Its product is annotated as UDP-glycosyltransferase 79B3-like. NCBI's taxonomy places the organism in Eukaryota, Viridiplantae, Streptophyta, Magnoliopsida, Gentianales, Rubiaceae. The record is from RefSeq and is a predicted model, not a curated record. Gene Ontology annotation, molecular function: UDP-glucosyltransferase activity.